AUGGGAUCACCGCUUGGACCGUUCCUUGCAAAUGUUUUUAUGGGCAAAGUCGAGAAAACAAGCUUGCAAGAGACCAUUAAUGGCCUCGUCUUCUUCCGUCGGUACGUGGACGAUAUCUUCUGCCUGACUGAUGGUACCACCGAUACCGAGGAGCUUGUCCAAAAGGUCAACAAUGUGCACCCCUCGCUAAAGUUCACUGCAGAGACCGAGACAGAUAACGAACUUGCCUUUCUCGAUGUUCUUCUGCACAAGCAAGAGGAUGGGUCUAUCCAGCGCAGGGUGUUCCGAAAGAAAACCUGGACGGGACAAUACGUUAAUUUCCACAGUUUUGUUCCGCUAAACAUCAAACGGUAUUUAGUCCAGGGAUUGGUGGCUAGAGUGAGACGCAUCUGCUCACCUGAAGCUAUUGAAGAAGAACUUCAACUGCUGCGGAACACACUGCGGGAGAACGGAUACCCAGAUAGAUUUAUCAUCCGAAAUAUUGGGGGACGCGUUGAAAAGCCCACUGCUGCGACUGCGGAAAAGAAAGAUGUAUUCAUAAGAUUGCCUUUUGCAGGAGACGCAGAGAGCGAACUAGUCCGACGGCGCUUAACUACAGCUAUCACGAGGACAUUCCCUGCGGCGAAUUUACGCGUAUGCUUCACAAACUCUCCCCUCCUACGUUUGGGAGGUAAAGACAGACUACCGUUGGAGGCCACAUCAAUGUGCAUUUAUUCACUCACUUGCUCCUGUGGAACAGGAUACAUCGGCCGCACAAGGAGACGCCUGGUAAAGAGGGUGCGUGAACAUAUGCCCGCCUGGCUAGACAGAGGUGAGAGCCGGUCGAUUUCGAGUUCUCAUCUCGCGCAUUUAAUCUAUACGAACCACCGAGUCGAUGCCAAGAAAGCAUUUCAGGUUGUCUACCGGACACCAACAUGCUUCUUUAAAGGCCUACGCCAACGGAUACUAGCAACGGCAGAGGCAGUAGCUAUACGGUUAGUGAAUCCGGUGUUAUGCUGUCAGAAACUCUGACACAAGCGCUUUCGCUGCCGUGGCCAACGCCAACCCCAAGUGAUGAAACCAUGCCGCCUCAAAUCCCUAAUCACGAUGAUGGGUACUCCGUGUGCUCAACCCAAGAUCAUUACUCAAAGACUCUCUUACCCCCAUCCCCUAGCUCUGACGACUAACACCCGCCGACCUUCUCAUUCGGGCGGCGUGGGGAUGAUGAGUUUUAGUGACUUAAUAGCCCUUGAGGCAUCUAUAAACACUGUUGAUUUUGUACAUUUUCAUUCGUUCAUGUAAUUGUAUUGGCCUGAGGAAGAAUUACCGAAAACGUGCGUUCGCCAACUUGACUUUUCAAAAUAUAAUCUGUUGAAAUCUUGUUAGUAGUAUAUUUAUAGUCAUUUCAGUAAUCCGUUAGAUCAGGCUUCGGCAGUUCGGGUUGCCUUUCGGCAGGUAAGCAUCCAGUUGUCUCUUGAACACGUUUACGGUAGGGGACUUAACAACAAACUCCGGCAAAAAGUUCCAUUGGCGAAUGAACCUCUGUGAGAAAAAGGAGGAGCGUUGAUUUGUGUGGCACAGUUCCCUUUUAAGCUGGUAAUCAUGUCGUCUGAGAUAGGACUUGGGUGCCAUUUCAAAAAACGUUUCCCAGUCGACAUCCAUAUUAAGUCCUUUUACCAACUGGAAUGUUGCUAUGAGGUCACCUCUGUAGUGGAGGGGAUAGAGGUUCAAAGCUGUCAGGCGCUGCUCGUACGUGAAGUUUUUGAGGCCAUGAACAGCCUUUGUAACCCGCCGUUGUACACCUUCAAGGAUAUCUAUAUCCUUCCGAAGCCAUGGCCGUCAAGCCUGUACCGCAUAUUCCAGGUGCGGCCGCACGAAUGUCCCGUAUACUUUGCCAAAAACAUCUUUAUUUAAGUGUAUAAACGUUCUGCCUAUCGCGCCCAUAACGGACAUUGUCCGCGCAGCGACUUUAGAACACUGCGUGGUGACGCUUACAUCGUCUUUUAUGAACACACCGAGAUCUUUUUGCACAUCUACGGUCUUACGUGAUUGAUUGUCCAGGAGAUAAUGUCGUGGGGAUGCAUUUGUUCUUCGCCUCGCUGAUACUACGCGCAUUAUUGCACAUUUUUUGACGUUGAAUUUCAUGCACCAUUUCGCGCUCCAUGCGUGCAAAUCCUCUACGUCCUCUUGUAGUGUCUUGACGUCAUCUUCAUUUUUUAUCGCUCUCCAAAGUUUAAGAUCGUCUGCAAAGAGCGCUAUUUCCGAUUUAACUUCCCCUAAUAGGUCAUUUACGUAGAUAAUGAAUAGGAGCGGCCCAAGAACUGACCCCUGUGGGACUCCACUCGUAGCAGGUGCCCAUUCUGAGCAGUAGCCGCCCGCAGUGACUUUUUGUCGCCGUCCGUUUAGGAAAUCUUGAAUCCAGUUCAGAAGAUUUCCUCUUAUCCCUACUUCUGAUAACUUUUGAAUGAGGCGCUUAUGUGGGAUGCAAUCGAACGCCUUGCUGUAGUCGAAGUAAAUGACAUCAAAUGGAUGUCCUUCAUCCAUGGCCUUUGACCAGUGUUAGAGUGACGAAAGCAGGUUUGUGAGACACGACCGCUUUUCGCAGAAGCCAUGUUGAACUGAGGCGAUGUGACAGCGGAAAGUAUCGAGUGAUUUAAUAGAUUUUUUAACUACUUUUUCCAUCAGUUUGCAGCAAAUGCAUGUCAAACUAACCGGCCGGUAGUUCGUGGGACAUAGCCGUGAUCCUCCCUUGUGGAUAGGUACGACGUUUGCAAACAUCCAUGUGUCAGGUAAUUUGCCCGCUUCCAGCGAUUUUUGGAAGAUUAUAGUAAGUGGUUCUGCUAAUUCUUCAGCUAGCUGACGCAGGAGUACACCUAGGAUCUCAUCUGGUCCAGGUGACUUGGCCGGAUCAAGCUUAUUUAGCUCUGCUAAAACUAACUGCGGAGUAAAAAAUACUGUGCUUAUAUGACACAGUCCACCGCCUAGCUGAAGUUAGUUGAGGGUCCUACACUCUACCGUUGCCUGCAUUUUUCUUGGUAUACCGCAAAGUGAUAUGUGAAAGUGAAAGGCAAACAGUUGGUCAGUUGUGGAAAUCACAGUUACCAGAUCUAGCCCCACAUUUUACUUGUGCAUUUGAAUUAAAAAGUAUGGUCUCAAGGGGAAUUUCAAAGCACUGAAAGUUUGGCCAUCGCAUAAUUACAAGGCCGAUUAGGACCUCACGAAAAGAGCACGGUUUUGACUUGUGAGCCAUGCUGUUUGUACUGAAGCACACUCUUCUUGUAUCUGCCCUCUUCUCUCUCUCUCUGUCGCCGUAAGCGCACUCUUAUGACAGGACGAAGUCAUGAUGGCCGGAAGCGCGGGUUGGUGCAGUAACUGACAAAAUGAGGCAAUCCGUCUACUUGUUCACUACACGAACCACUUCCUAAAAUCCACAUGCACCAGACUCUACUAAGGAGUUUUUGGACCAAAUAUCGUUUAAAAGUAAUUUCCGCAAAAGUACACAAUCCUAACGUCAUUUGUAGUAUCAAGGUUUGAUUGGAAGGAAGUUAUCCAGCUGCCACUUAUACAGAGAGACUUCGACAAGCCGUGUGAUAAUCAUGUGUUAUUUUUUUCGCGCAACUUUAGAUGCUGCUCAUUCAUCGGUCGAAAAUGCGCGGGAUCACCACAGGCGGUUUCCCUCGCACCAUCAUGCGCGACUGAGGGAAUGAUCUUGCACCAGCUUGGACAUGUCUUGGGGUUUUAUCACGAGCAGAGCCGACCCGAUCGCGAUGGUAAGUCUGUGUAAGAUGGGUGCCCACUGUACUCACCAAGUCGUUAACAUCUUGUUCGGGUGGCUUUGCCUUAUUUUAUUCCCAACUUUACGUUGCAACUAUUCGUCGUCACGGUUUCACAUGAAAGAUGUGUGGCACACUUUAGUGCGGUGUACUCUUUUCAAACAUGGUUGAGUACACGUGAGGAUGGAUGCGACCCGAAUGUUCGCUCGUUGUUUCCAAUAAUGUCCACCGUGUGUUCUACACCAGAACGAGGGGAAAUACGGUGACUUGCGCCCUUGUUCACUUAGCAAAGUUGCGCUGCAUUUAUCAAACUCUCUUCUCCUCCCCCCGAGCCUGGUUUCAUGACUGAGCUGAGAUGACCGGAAGCUGGUAAUAAUGCAAAUGGCUGCCACGGCGAAAAUCCGCACCUAGAUUUACCACCACUUGUCCCGGUCCACAGCGCCCAUUGCUCAGGUUUUUAUACCAGAAGGACAAAGCGGGACGACCCGGAACCCACUAGUCCACCAGCACGCUUCUCCACUCAUAUACACACUGAGCUGACUGCGAGGUCCAAAUUAUCCCGUCAGCUGGUGACAAUGCUUUUCUAAUUUCGGUUUUUUAGCUUUUCCCGAGGUGAUCGUUAAUUUUAAGUAAAUAAUUCUACUUGUUACUUAUAUGCUCAGACUGAUUUUCGAAAUAAAUAUUUGGGCCAAAGUCCAUAAUCCGCUGCGGAAUAUUCAUAAACUGCCAACGCGCAGCCAGGAAUAUGUGCUUAGGUUGCACGGAAUACCAUAGUCGGCAGCACAGGUACUAGUUAAAGGGCCAGACGUGUGUCCGCAGACAUCCCGCUGCUGCAUGACAAAGCUGCGAGGGAUUUGACAGAUACUAUUAAAGACUUUCUGGAUGACACUUUAAGACAUAUUUAGUGGAUGCACACUUAAAAAGGCAGUUAGUAACGUUUUAGAGAUGUCUCACGUAUUCGCUGGUAGUUGUGGUCCUUAAUCUAUUCCAGAAUAUCGGUGGUUGCUUACAUAUUCCUUUUGGCAUGGCUGAGUUAAGAUGUGAAUUGGAGAAACCCCCAUUUCAUUCUAUAUGCAGGCCCAGACGGGUAAGUCUGUUUAAGCCCUACGUGAAACGUCGAUUUGGAAGCUUAUUUGUGACAGUAGUUAUCUUAAACGACACGACGUUGUAUUAUUUUUGACAAUGGUUAACACCACUUGGAUCAAAUUUUGUAGAAUGCACUCAAUGCUCUCUUCUGUUUCCUUAUAAAUACCAGACUACGUGGAGGUCUUUCGAGACAAUAUUCGCCCUGAGGCAUGGGGCAACUUUGAGAAGAAACACCCUUCUAUAAUUGAUUCCCUUGAUGAACCCUAUGACUACGACUCAAUAAUGCAUUACGACGGUUUUAGUAAUGCUAAGCCCGGCAGGAAUAUGACGAUGAGACCCAAGACACACGGCCAUCAAAUUGGCCAGUGGGUGAAACCCAGUCCCGGGGAUAUAAGACAGACAAACAAGCUCUACAAAUGUCCAUGUGAGUUUUAUCGUCUUUCUUCUGAGCCAACCGUAAUUAUCAGUAUGCUUUUCCAUAAAAUUCACUGCUCAUUUGUAUGAACUAUAUCAUCUGUACAGGUGUCUUUGAUCGUUUCUUGCUAUCCAACGUCUCUUCGGUUCAAAAAUACAGCAGCUUUUACUUAGUAGGGUUCGAUAGCCAAAAAAUUUACAUCCCAAACGGCGUAGUUCGAUGUAUUGGCUUAGACGAGUGAGUCAAAAAUGUGGCGGAGAGAUGGGGCAGGGGGUCAACUGCAAUCAAAAAAUUAAAGAAAGUGCUCAGGAUAUGUUACGGAACCGCAGUCGGUGGUUUUAUACCCAAAACAAGCUACUAUAUUUUCCUCAGUAGGCCUUAUUUAAUGUAUCCUUUUAGAGUUACAGGAAGUUACCUAUUAUGCCAUAUGGCACAAUGGAAUUAAAGAAAAGAAUGCCUAUUUCAAAGAAUAUCAUGUUGGCGAAUUCCUUUUUACGAGUGUUUAAUGCGCCAAACAGAUGAAUUUUUCUCCUGUGUGUUAUGUGGCAGUUCUGUGGGUGGUUUGUAUUUUCUACCUACCUCUAACCCAUUUUUAAAGUGGCUGCUCUAGGAGUUGUGCAUAGAUGGCCGCCACUUAUUGGUUUUUCGCGCUCGAAGGAACUUUGUUGCUGAGUAACUUCCACUGACUAUGUGACCCGACUAAGUUGCAGUUACCUCACGACGUAUGCUAAUCUGCGAAGGAUGUCAGCAGUUCAUAGUGACUGGGGCAGGUUUCGCAAUUUGAACUGCAAUUAAGAAAGCCAACCUAUAUUCUGUAUCCUGAUUUGCUUUUGCACUGUCCUAGGUUAAAUGACCUUCUUUCUUUUGCAGUGUGUACUGAUCCAUCUGGUCAGAUGCGCCGAAAGUUGUAUUGCACAUGAACUCUGUUUGCAAACGCCCAAUCGUUAUGUAUGUUUUACAUUCAGAUAUAAGAAUAGACCUCCGACAAGGGAGGUCGGGCACAUAAAUGCACCUUUCUAGUGCUCGCCUAAUCGUCUGUUAAACAUGUUUAAAUACUCUGUAUUCAUGCCCAGUGGUGUUUGUUGUCAAUUCUCACAAUCGGCUAGAUGAGCAUAACCGAGCUAAUAUUGUUUUUUUUUCAGCCUGUGGGCAGACCCUCAUGGAGUACUUCGGCACAUUUGCGUCUCCACAAUCGGAGUCCCUGCGUCCAAGCAUGGACUCCAAUACCAAUACCACUGCUUCUUCCUCGGGUGCACUCGUUUGUCAGUGGAGAAUCAUAGGAAAGAGGGGAGAACACAUCCGCCUAAAUUUCACGCACAUGGACAUGUCUCCGAUCACAAAUCAGCCAAACGAUGAUGCACAGACAGCGACUACUUCUCCGAAAAACCCUCAACACUGCGUAGAGGAGUAUGUCGAAGUCAGAGAUGGAUAUUAUCCUGAAUCGCGUCUGAUUGGUAUGUGAAAUGACUGAUGAGAUCUUGUGACCUUACUUCGCGUGAUUUUCUAGGCUGUUCCAAGUCGGUCUGUCCUUUCUUCCAAGGUGGCAUCACAUCAGUAGUUUGAUUGAUUAGACCUACUGGUAAAGUCAAGUAAGUUUGUAACUAACGCUACUGAAUAACUUACCGCAGAAGGCAUUCGUGUUCACAUUUCGCCCGAGAACAUCGGUAGCGCUAGCAGGUUAGAUGGUAGUUGAUAGCCCUCCCGGUACCGAAAACUCCCGGCCACCUGGCUUACGGGACCGGUGGUAAUAGGGGCUAUACGGGUGGGGCAAAUGAGUGGAGGCGUAAAUGGCGCUUGUAAUGAAUGCCUGGAAUGGACGAUCCUGAUAAAGUGGAAACCUAAUUUAAAUAUGGUGAAAAAUGCGAGGAAGGAGAACACUUCGGGUCUGACUGGCGUAUGAGACGCCUUGCUGUUGUAGUCUGAACCCAUGAGAUAGUAAGUGCGCGAUGUGGUAGGUGAACUGCGCCCAGUUUAAACCCAGCAUUGUCUAAGCGCCCGGGGGUGUCCUAGUGCCUUAAACUGGAAGUGCAGGAAAGGAUCGUUAACUGGUCAUGGCGGCGUUUACAAGGCGUCACAGUUUUUAGCCAAACCACUGCGACCAAAUACAACCGGGCUGUUCGUAAAGGCGGGGGGUGGAGGGCAACACUCUGUCAAUACGACUGAUGCAGUGGAUGGAGUAUCGGUAGACACCCUAACUGAGCGUCGGUUGUCCUUUCCUACACAAUCGCACCGGACUCUACUGGAGGUCUGGAGUAAAAACCCAAGGAUGCAGGCAAACCGACGAAACGGAGACCCGCGCCAAUCCGCCUAGGAUAGUACCUAUGCAAUUAAUCUGAUGCAGGUAAUACUGUGCGCGCAUGCAAUUAGAAGCAUAAUGGGAAGCAUGAUGAAUCAUAAUCCGUUUAGGAUAAAUCUUUCGCCUUUUACUAAAGAUUUCCGUGUGGGGGUGCUAUACAAUGAGUCUAUAUAGGCAGUCUUGCAGCGCCUCGUUCUCGGGGCGGUUAAAGUGAAGAAGAAAUUCAUCCUGACAGGGCCUCUGUGCGUGCACCCCCCAGACAUAAUGAGAACGUUAUCACAGAUACCGAAAUCGAGCCAGUAGGUACAAUUGUAGAAUCAGUGGGCAGGGCUACCGACUACCAUCCUGACCGCUAGCAUAGGGUUUCUGACACUACAUGGGAAAUGGACCGUUCCGAUAUUGCGUUAUGACCUCGGAUACCCUCGCCCGCGAUAUCAAAAAUAUCUGACUUCGCGUGGGAAGUCUGUCGUCGCGCUAUCCUUAUUGAAAUUCGGGAUGUUCGUAGUUGUGUUCUGUAUGUUAUUGCAAUGGAAAGUCCCCGAAAUUGUGCGGGUAGUCCAACUGACCAAGAAACUCGAAACUGGGACAGGAACUCAUGUCUGUUUUCUUUCUUAUAACAAUUCCCGUCUCCGUACAAAUAUUGCUUUCAAAAGUGGCGACGGAAAUAAUCACAAAACAGUGCAAUUUUGCAUUUCCUUGUGUGGGCUGUAGGAAACGGAACUUUUAGGCAAAACCUCAUUGCAUUUGUUCGGUGAACACCACUCAACUCGGACCCUCCAGUUCUCCUUCGACAGGCCCGCAUCCGUGUGCAUGCCGUCACUGACAGAUAAGGAAGCAGAAUUUCUUUAAGAUGCAUCAUCAUUUCACGGCAUUUGCAGUACGAAAUACGCCUCCAUAAGCACUGUUACACUGUUUACGUCGCAUCGUAGAUAUUAAGUUUUCAAGAAUAAACAUAGAUCCAAAUUCCCUGUCUUCUUUUUUCCCGCUAAUGUACACUAGAUUUCCGACCCCUUCGCUUGAUCGCAAAUGUCAAUUUACUCAUUAACCGUAAAAGCAAGCAACUGCAAAAUUACUCAUAUUUUCCGAACAAAUUCUGUGACACCUAAGCUGAAUAUCUAGCGGCUAUUUUUCUGUUAAACUUCCCAGACAAUUGCAGUAGUGAUUGCGUUUUAUAAAAAUAAUAGCUUACAAGUUCAUUGCCGCUGAAUCGGACAGCGGGUCAAAGCUGGGGAUGCUUUCCAGGACACGGUAUUUCCAAUAAUUCGAUCUGCAAAAAAAUCCCCGAAGUGUGUUUUUUUAGACGGCAAGGGAAAUAAAUGUUACAUAUGCGUAUUUUACAUGAGGAGCAUAGUACUAAUAACCUCAAACCGUUUUUCGUUUUACAUGGGUAUAGUACUAACAUUUUUAUUUGCUCUUGUAUCUUUCAGGUCGGUACUGUGGAAAAAGUAUUCCACCAACGCUGGCUUCGUUAAGUCGAAGUAUGCUGAUUGAGUACAGACGACCCGCAGGACAAACAACCACCGGAUUUGUUGCGAAUUAUCAAAGUAAGCAUACUUUAAAUAGAUAUGUAUAUAAUACAUAACGGUCGGUGAGCGACCCUCCAACAUUAUAUAUAUGCAUAUUUAAGAUAUGUUGUAAUUGAUUGCGGUCGGUUUUACAGACGGACCGAAGCGGCGUUCAAAACGCUUUGUAAAUUCCACCAGAUUAAAUGGAUUAUGCUUUGGAAUUGCAUGUAAUUCGGUGGGACUACUGAUCUGAGUGCAUUUUGUUAACGAAUUUCUGAUGUGUCAGCCUCUAUAUCUUUCGUAUUAAAGACGGACGGACUAGUAUUUAUAACCCUAGCCGAGUUUUCAUGAAAUCCGGAGUGUAACAAGAGAUUAAGAUUGUGAAUGCAUAUAAGGGACACAAGAGUUCUCCGAAGAACUAAAGUGCACUCCUGAGUGUUUGUGCUGGCAGCACCAACGAGUUUCCAGAUGAAACGAAAUGAGGAGAGCUGGGAUAAUUAAAUCACGAUAGGAUUCAUUAGCCAGAGAUGACUAUAACCCUCAGAGGGGCAUGGGACAACUAAUUAAUUAAUUUCUGUUUAAUGGCCUUGAAUCCGCCGCCCCCCUCCAACUGGAAUUUCCCGCCGCAUAACCUUUUGAUUGCUCGCUGAUUUCGGCGUUUGUGCGGCCAUGCCUAAUUUGCCCGCCUGCGACUCAAGCUACAGCUACCUGUAGACUAUGUGACUCCGCAUGCCUGGACUUUGCAUUCGCACUUGAAGAAAAUGAGGGUUUAAACUGUACUACAUCAGCUACAAUGUCUCAGGGGAACCAGUACUCGAGUGCAUCCAGUUUUCACAUCAGGCACAUUUUGCGAAAACUCACACUAACGCAUCACUACCGGCGUAUGAGCCGACCUAGAGCAUCAGGCGAUUUGUUUCUUGACGUAUGGUACCGCAUUGGGUCGCCAUCCCUCAUCCACCCUCUCCUCCACGGAUCAAUCAGACAUUAACUGUUGCAACGCAGUCUUCCGAACUGGAGAGUCGCCUGAACAUUUUACAAUAAUUAAUUAAUCUCCUGGUAACCUGGACGAUCAUAGUAAAGUAGUAUUUUAGUACAUCCCUAUGCAAGCAUAGCAGGCGCAUCUGGGACGUUUAUCUGCCUUAGAACAUGAAAACGCAAAGUAAUUGUUUUUUGUUCUUAUUAUCGUCUGACGAGACAAAAUCGCCUAAAGCAGAGAAAUAUGUUGCUUUGUUUUCCCAUACCAGUUGUUUGCGGCACGCACUUCAAAGGGGAUAGUGAGUACAUUGUCAGUCCAUCUUACGAGAGUAACUACCUGCCGCACAAAGAAUGCACUUGGACGAUUGAAGUGCCCACAGGAUUCGACGUUUUCCUGUCAUUCCACAGUUUUAGGGUAAGUACAAGUGUACCCAAUGCGAUUACUGCUUCCUACUGUAACAAGAGUGAAUGCCAAUCAGUCGCGCCAAAAAUGACCUUUUCCGGAACAUUAACUGUUUAUGAAUGGAGGAGAAUAUGCGCAUUCCAGGUUCUUGUUGCAAAGAAGUAAAAGGCGCGAUCACUGGUCGAGCUGUCAUCAAGCACGAAGAAAUCGGGAAGUUCACUCAAUAAUCCCAUUCAGCACCUUCUUGCAUCCAGUCCAUGAUAGUUAACUACCAAAAUACGCGCUUGUUAGCAUAACCUUGAUUUACGAGUUGCGUUAAGGCGUGAUAAAUGGAGUCUGAGGAGAGUGGUAAUCCUGAUCCUCGUGAGAAUGAAAAAGGCGCGCAGAAGGAAGGAAAGACAUGCAACAUAGUGACAUGAUUUAUUUCGACACCUAGAGGCGUGUUUCAGCGUAAAAGUCCGACUCUGGGGUAUGAUGUUCUAUAAGUGGACCUCUGUCCCAGGUGGUUGUUCGUACUCAUCACUGAAUGGGCAUAACGUGCUCUCAGUCGUCUCGACUCAUGCAAUCAAAUUAUCCACCAAUAAGUGGUUAAACCUGUCCUUGAUUACGAUCUGUAUACUUAUAGAGAAUAACCAGGACUUUGACCAAUUUAUAGCGCUAGGAACUCCUAUUUGGAGUCUGAAUAACAUAUUUUUGAAGUGAGAUUUCGGUGCCUAUGACCACGAGCAUAAUGGAAAAAAAUUUAUAGCAGAGAAAAUGGGCAAAGCAUGUCAUCCUCUUAAUCCGACACAUAUAGUUUAAAUAGCGAAAUCAGCGUUGGAUGAGUCAUACGCGGAACUUCGGGUGUUCGGAAGUGGGAUUGGUCUCUUUGUACAUCACCCGCUCAUAGUUACAGCAAGGCCUCCUUUGCUUUCGAUCCACGACAUUCAUGCUGCCCCUGACGAGGCCAGCGUGAGAGCACUGCCGAUGGCUUUGCGACCUAAUGUGAAAAAGGUUAUCCACAGCCACCUCCCACUCACGGAUGACGGUCCUGGAAAUUGUUGGCCCCAUUAUCAUGUAUUUGACUAGUUCAUCAUGCACGGUCCCAUAGAACAUUACAAAAGCCUUUCAACAGGGUUUGAGUUGCUAGAAGCAUCAGUGAUUAUCUAACAUCUUUUAGGUUGCGGUGAUUUGGCCCGAUCCAAAAUGAAAAACGUCCUCUAAUGGUGUUUGAGUUGCUAGAUUCAUCAGGACUUCUCUAACUUUGUAUAGGCUGUGGUGAUUUGGACGCCACUUUGACGAAAGUAUUUCCGGAGACGACUAAGUCUUGGUUGUCGUUGAACAGGGAAAUAUAUGGCAUGCUCGCUAUGUUUCUACAUAUGCACACCUCAGAGUCUCAUCUCCAUAUAUUAAGCAUCAGUUGGGCUAUCAAGCUAGUGGACUAGGAAAUUGCCCGGACACGAGGAGAUGGACCUCCUUCCCGUAAUAUAGGUGGCCUCGCGCCUAACUUCCGGGGUACCUGUUUCCGCGUUCUAGCUUUAAUGCUAAGACAAAACCUGACACAUACCAUAGCUCUGAUACACACACCGCAUUACCUAACCAUAACACGCAACGCUAAUCUGCUCCCCCCCCCCUACUCGGGGAUUUGCGCACGGACAGGGGUCCAUAUUCCCGUGCCCAAUCAGGAAAUUGUGUUUGUUUGAGGCCGUCGAAUAAGCUUCUUAACCUUCUUAACAACUUCCCGACGAAUGCAAAAAUCGAGCUGCUUUUGUAUUAGUGUGUAACACUUCUUGAUAAACCCGUUAUUUCGUCCUAUGUUGACAUUCAUUUUAAAACACCAAGCUGAAUUUGGUGACAUUUAAAGCUGCACAAUUUCGAUCAUCUUGCAAUCUCUGAGUAAUAAUACAUGUUAAUCGAAAUACUAAACUGCGAGGUAAAAUUUUAAAAUUUUCAUCUGCAGAUUGUGAUUAUUUAUCAUCGAAUUUCAUAUUCCUCAGAUUGGGGAGGGAACAGACUGCAGUCAGGAUUACUUGGAGAUACACGAUGGUCUCUCGACAUCUUCCCCCGUGAUACGUCGGCUCUGUGGAGAUGGUAUGCAAGCGCCCGUAAGAUCGACAAAUAACACGAUGACUGUGCAUUUCGUCGCCAAUAAUUCAAUUGAAAGACAGGGAUUCUUGGCCAAAUUCGAGAAGGGUGAGUUCUCUCGAUUUGCACCAAUAGGAACUUAUACCGUCUGUGUGUGUGUUGUUUGUUGGAUUGUGUCGCGUGCAUGGCACGUGCGGGCGGGUUCCUCAAGUUUGUCAGCCACUAUUUGCAGUCCCGCCCAAACCCCCCCCCCCGCCCCCAAGUCUUCUUAACCCUGACUAAACAUCAGGUUUAGAUGUCCCAAAGAGGAAAGAGAUAGAGAGCAAUAGAUAGGACGCAACUCUACUAUCAUUAUAAACUAUUUCACGUGAUAUUCGCCGUCCCGGCGUUCAAUAUACUGUGAGACGCAAAGCAGACAUCAUCGGUAACUACGGUGGAUGACUGACUAGCUACCCGCCCUUCGAAGUGGCAUCGCUCAGGGCUGCGUGUCACCCUUCCAAGCCUUGGGGAUUGUGAGCAGCUGCUAUGUCAUGUCCAGCAAUCUAUGGCCCUCGCCGCCCGGUGUACGCUGACAGUUCUCUCGCACCUGGUUCCCUGCCGGUAGAUUCGCGCGCGCUCCCGCUGAAUAAACAGAUUACGUGCAUGUUUGCCCAAUCAUCCUGUCCUUUCUGACCCGUCUACUUUGUUGUUGGUUAAAAUCAUGGUUAGGUGUGUGUUUGUUGUGGGCCAGGGGAUGUGAUGGUACGCCUAGAUGCAGGCUCGUUCGUGCAAGUCAACUGUGCCCUCUCCCAUCUCCGGUCUUCUUGACUGUGUCUCGAUACCGGGCCCAGGUGGGAGAGAAGGAGAGAAUGCGGUAGAUGCUCCGAAAGUCUAUACUCACUAUAAACUGAUCCACGCGCAGUUCCCAGUGGCUGCCUUGCCGGUCGAACUGUCGUGUGCUGGUAAGCAGCUCUAGAGUAGUAGGCGGGCCUCACAGAUGAUAUUUGAUUUACUUUUGGACUUUAUCCGUGUACGCAAGUCCUUUUUGAUUUUUAAGUGUUCAGUUCAGUCUGGGAGCGACAUGUCAGUGGUCUUGCUUAGUGAUGUGACACCUAGCGUCUCCAAACCAAAAUUCUCUUCUCCAUAAUGGAUUUUCAAAUAUCCUGCCAUUUAAGACCCAAGCACCUAAGUCGGAAGGAGGACAUUUGUCCUCAAAACAGAUUAAAAGAUAGGCGACUUUUAGGCUUAUAUUUCCAGUUUCUGUCAUUGCGUUUCCUACACGCGGCCAGUGUUGAAAUGAAAUGCCUAAAACUAGUGAUUUCAUUACCUUCCCCUCCCCACCCUAUAGAGGUUCCCUGCCGUAAGUACUUUAAAGGAGAAGAAGGCACGAUUAUGAGUCCUGGUUAUCCGAAAAUAUAUCCUCCGAGCAGUGAAUGUACAUGGAAUAUUGAAGUUCCCGAUGGCCACACCGUUAACCUCACAUUCAACAGUUUUGAGGUAAGUAUCAUAGUGAUCACUAAUCUGACUGCUUAAAGGUACGUGCACUUACAAAUCCGACUAACAGCACGUCCAUCAGCGAUAAAAGCGAAGUGUUAGAGUAAUUUUUGCUGACAGCCGUCGUCAACAAUGAAACUGUGCAUACUUGCUUGCGUUUCUCCUGGGAGGGUCCCUUUGCAAAUCACCUAAACACACCUUUUGCUGUUACUGUAAAUCAAGAUACAGGACGAAGAAAGCGUUACUUGCGAAAGCCACCAUAGAGUGUCCUUCAUCGGAGCAACAGACGAGUGCUACAGCUUGUGUCUACGGAGUGUACUGGGACGAAAAUGGUAAGGGAGACCUCAGCCGCUGCGCCCAAUUGCAUUAGCGGUUGACUGUCAAAUUCGAACAGCCAACAGCUGUUGCAAGAAUGGAGAGAGUUUGAGGAGAAUGAGGAGGAGUAGUAGUAGUCCACCCGCGUGGCCAAUCAGCGCAUUCCUUCCUGAAGUGAAUCCGACGUGCGCAAGUCUAUAACAGGAUGUCGAUGACGCUUGUGUUGUCAUCAAGAGAUACUUGGUGGGAAACUUCUUCCAACGCAUGCAUUCAAUUUCCCCACAUAUGUAAUACUCGAAGAAGUCGUCUGCAGCAUACCAUGCGGAAAUUGUAAUGCGAAGUAUUUUGAGAAAAUGGGCAAACGCCUUGACAAAAUAUUGCACGAGUAAAAGGUUACAGUCAACUGUAAAGGUGAACUGUCUUUCAUAGUUGGUCAUAUACGACAUGAGAAGCCGGACGCGUCUUUGAGGAGGCGGACGUCUUCGAUCGAGUCAGUAAGAAGAUGGCCAGACCCGUACUUAAAAGCUGGGCCUCGGUCGGCAAACGUAACCGAGUUAUUGACCUGCAUCCCGUCCACCAAGUGGCAAGCACAACGGUGCAAAUAUGUCUAGACAGGAUUCACAGAACAAGCGAGCAAAUUCCAGCUGGUCCAACAGUUGACACCCUCACGGAAGGUGGGGGGAACCGACCAGAGGUCACACGACCAACGUGAAACAUCUGCUCAUCGGCGUGUCCAAAAAACCAGAGUUACCACUCACGCGCAGCGACAGCUGGUAAGUUCAACCAGUUACGAGAGAGGAAUCAACGGUCACUUUGAUUUUGCUGCAAUCACGACAGCCGUGAAAAGGACGGGUGUCAUGAUGGUUGGUCAGUCCUCAGUCGUUGUGGAGCCGAAGCUAAUGCCGACUAAAAGGCGGGUUGAAGUUCGUUUGUCGGGUGCGGAUAUAACAAGUAACAGGCGGCGGCGCUGAACAACUCAAAGCCAGCAGUUGCAGCAACAACCACCUCACCACUUUGAUUAUAGAAACGUGGAAGUUUCCGAAACGUUAAUGCAAUAACGGUGUAGUUUCGAACUCCCCUGUUCUUCCGAGGAACGUCAGAUCUUCACUCUAAAUGCACACACUUACUCGUGAAGAAGAGCUGUUAUGGUAAAUACCGUUUAGCAUUAGGUGAUAAGGGGAUAUCUGGGAGAAUGUCCUACAUCUUUAACGAAUUUGAGCUAACGAACAAAAGUCUUAAAAUAAACAAAGAGCCAAAAGAACAAAGAUCAAUACCAUACUUCUCUAUCCUCUAGACGGCUAGCAUUUACUGAGAAAACAAUGUUUUUGUGUGGCAUUCGAGUCCUUGAUUGACUACGGUGUGGCUGUUGGAGCGUUUGGCUAUGGCGGAGUCUUGCAGUUUCUGUUGCGAUUCUAAGUUCCGCCCAGGCUACCGAAUGCUUCAUAUGUUUUCCAAUUUCCGAAUAAAUUUGAGCUAAAUCAGCCGUUGUUUUAGCGUUUAGCGAUUUCAGUCUACAAGGCGCAUGCUGCUUGCGUAAGGAAAAUCAUUUAUUGUCCUAUGCCAUUAAGAAGAGUCCAUUUGGAGCUCGUGAAAUUUUGCUAUGAGUGCGGACUAGGUUACACAUUUCAUAAAGAGCACUGGUAAACAGACAGGCAGGAUGCUGUAUGAAUGUACAUUGCACAGUCUGAAUAAUCGUACAAUUAAAAACUUUUUAAAACCUAAAUAUACCCUGUCUUCAAACAUAGAAUGUAAAGCCGGCGUGAUUUACCACCAAAGGAGUAUAAGAAAGCAUAUUUUUAUUUAUGUUUUCUAUUAAAAAUAUAUUUUAAUUUAAAUGACCAUCAAAAAUCAAUGCGAAAAUGCAUGCUACCUAAGAAGCCAUUUUUUACCGACUGUGGUUUCUGCAGGAGAUCGGAGAGAAGUGCAUUCAAAAGCCGACAUCCUGCCGAAUCCGAAAUAUUACUGGAUUAUCCAGCAUGAUAACAGUCUUACAACCUCACAUAAGUAAUACUUCCAAAUCGAAAACGUAUUUUAGAAUUUAGGACAUCAUUUCGUGAUACCGGCCACUCACUGCACAUAGUUAGGUCAAACCGGAAAAUCCGCCCCUACAUAUCUACAUGAAUACCAACUGGCAGUAAAGAGGCGGAACCACUUAUCCCAAGUCGACAUGCAUACUAUUGAAGCUGGGCACAAAUUUGCUUAGGAUAAAACACGCAUUGUCGGUUCCUGCCUAUAAAAGAAAGGCCGAGAAUUCCUGGAGGACAUUCACUAUGCAGAUUCAUGCGUCAAUGGACGCAUCGAUCUUGACGCCAUGUACACAAAACUCAAAGAAAGUGAAAAAGGUGAUAGCCAAUCAAAAGGUGACAUUGGCCCAUCCUCAGCACUGACAAAGCAAUAUCGAUUUUUCGGACAUGUUUAAAUUUUUACUAUUUUUGCACACUUACAACAUGUCUAACAACGACAUGGCGAACCAGCGUCGAGCACUUACGAAAUAAAGUUUGUCUAGAUUCCAAAUGAACUCAUUUUUCUUCGAAUUAUGUUUCUUAGGAUGCCCAACUUCCUAUGUAUAUAUAUAGUCAUGGCGAAUAGGGAGUAAGUGACCAACGUGGAGCAUCAGAGAACGCUGAAUAAAUUUCCGAUAAAAAACCUUGCAAUUCUGCCCUUCGUGCGCUUCUUACAUGGGAUGAAGUCGUGGCGUUAUUACUGUGGACCUGCUAAAUGCCUCGACGCUCCGCCGUUUUGUCCUUUUUGCUGGCAAAUUGAUUGCCAGUUGGACAGAGUCAUUUACAGAUUCCAUUGCAUUCUGAAACCAGACGGUUGCUGACCUGGUGGCGUACCUUUGCAGAGCUCACCACAUUACUGUUACUGUUAACCUUUAGUGCUUCAUCUCUGUGCUUCGAGAUAAGGAGACAAGCGGAGUAGGUUCCAGUCUUUACUUCCCAUGGGUUGGGCACUGGAAUAUGCAACACCCGAUAUUAUAAGUGGUCUUGCCGCAGGUCCCAGGGGAGUCAAAGUUGGGUUGGUGUUAUGGAGAUUGACGUUAGGAUUAAGAUUAUCGAUUGGGUUAGGGUUAGGAUAAGUGUUAGGGCCACGAUCAAAGUUGGGACAUGGGAAUAUGAUCCAUUUGGAAUUUAGCGUAAGGCCACAUGCAGUACUAGGCGGGGGGAGUCAUAUUCCCUUGUCCGACCAAUAUCCUGGCAUAAAUUAAUGCUACGGCUCCUAAAGAGCUCAAGUAUCUGUCAAAGUACUAAAAGCCUUUUCUAGCAAUUAGGUAACCUCGUUUAUGUAAAUAAAGUUAUGUCAGAGCAGUCUAAAUAGUAGACUGCGUCGGUCUCUUAGUAACACAUUUUCACUCAAAGUGUCUUAUUUCCUGACAGUAUUUACAUGCUGUAAUUUGUUUUACUUUUAAGGUGGAAAGCCAUGAAAACUGCAGCAAUGAUUACUUGGAAGUAUACGACGGCCCCUCGACAUCUUCAAAAAUGCUGAAAAAGUUAUGCGGACCUAGCACCCCAGAGCCCAUAAUGUCGACAGGUAACACGAUGACCCUGCACUUCAUCACGGACAAGGUGUUGAAUAAGAAGGGUUUUGUGGCCAUGUUUAAAAAGGUAAGUGCCUCUGAUAGGCACAAUCAGUAAGGGACACGCCGAAUGCUCUCUUUAGCCGUUAUGAUGCUGUAAUAAUGUAGAACUAAUAGUUUUUAACUGUACUCAAUUCCCGUAUGUUAUCCAUGCACGCAUGCUUAGUCGCUGGUUGUGCCUCCCGUUCAUUUCCGAGUUAUUUUUUUAAGUCUGAAGUUAUUAGUCGGAGUUCCGCUUAACGUUUGAAAACGAAGAACAUGUGCGAAUACCGUUUCUUCGGAAUCCCUCCGGCCAAAAUUCAAUGUUAGCUUUUUUGAUGAUAAAACAGUUCGGAAGGCGAGGACGUCUCUUUGUUCCACAAUUCACAUUCUGCUGGUCUUCUAUACGCAUCUAGCCUAUACGUUUGGUCGCUCUUAGAACUCCUUAAAAUACUUCGUGAGUUAAGUCAUACAAAAAGCCAUAACGAUAUUAUUUCAUCGGCUCUAUGUUCUCCUAGAUUGCAACAUAGUCGAAAAUCUAAUUUCAACUCAGCCGCUUAUGAUGUGUGCGCUUCGUCAUUUUCAACAUCAUACUGCAAACUUACCUGCAAGUAACAUGCGCGCGUUUCUGUCACCAAUCACGUGUCCUGUCCGCAGGACUCAAUACUAGACACCGAACUAGCCUGCUGAGCCUAGACUUUCUAUUUCUGUCGUGUACAGCGCAGACAUGGAUGCAACGUCCUGGUAUUACUAGACGAUAGAGAAUCCUACAGGACCAGUAAUUCGGCAAACUGACGUUGUUAGGUGCGAGUGUACCACCCACCUAGCCACAGCAACAGCUAAGGCGCGAUCCAAUGGCCUUCUAAAAGUGCGCAAAUCAGAUGUUCCCGCCCUCUGUAACAAGUCGCAGGACACCGAGGCACGCCCACGUAGGCCCUUCAAACCGACUGUUGCAUGUGCUGAUUGCGCGACCUGGGGCUCGCAAACUGAUUCACCUAGCAGGUCGAGUAUUGUACAAAUAAAUUUAGUUGCAGUCGAACAGAAGGAGAGGAUGAUGUCACUCCACGCCACCUCCAUCUUCGAGUUCCUGCCAUAAACCCUCGCAGUCGAAACCGUCAGUGGCCUGUGACGGCAAAGCAUUAAAGAGAACGGCGACAAAUCCGCAGCUCAGGACCUCACAGCGCUGGCGGGGCACUGCCUCGAGGCGUUAUUUAAUUUCGAUGGAACCACACACCAGCGAAUUAACGGCACCGCAGCAGGUCCAAAAAUUCCUUCAUCUUUUACUGAGACAGUCUUCGAAAUAUGGAUUAUCUAUGAGUAAAUGUCCAGGAUUCUGCCGCGACACGUUCACGACAGUGCCAUCACUAGCCAAGAUAUAAACGAUUAGCAUGAAUUUUAAUUGAACUCAUUUAUGGAGUCAUGAUAAAUAAAAGACGUUCUCGUCUAUCUCAAACCUGAUGUGACGCGUCAGCCUACAGUUAACCGAUCAAGAUAGCGGAGAUACUUAGCUACAACAGCAGCUACCGAUUACAACACAGAAGAUGCUGCAUACGCUAUCUAUAACGGCGCGUCAAAACUCGUGACAACGCAGCAGUCGUUAAUCGGGACGGGUUUUAGAUACUUCAAGAGUUAUUUAACGUUUAGGACUACUCAGGAACAUCAGCUAGGAGGAGCUGGAUGGACCAGAGGAAGCACGAUAAAGAGAUUAGGAACCGAGAACGCGGCGGAGAAUUUCGCGUGUAGAAUGUGUCCCCGAGACCCUAGCCAUAUUACUCGCACCACUGCAUGCACAUACCCUGAAUUCGUUAUUACAAAAAUCGAUUUUUACUGCUCCAGCGACUGGGAUUCAUUAAGUAGUUUGCAGAUGAACUUGAGGCACGUGAAACACACGGUACAUCACUAAGGCGGGAGUUUUAGAACCCCAAAAUCACUAUUUAUUUAAGAUGUUAUGGACGUUUUCCUUCUGUUAGUUGCAUUUUCUUAUUUUCAUUGGGCGUUGCAGUGAGGAGAAGCCGUGAAUCUUUAGAGUGCAUGAUAUCGGCAGACAGAAUGUCAUGCAGUUUUUGGUUCAAAGCAUUUAGUUUGACUAGGCAGUUGUGACAAAACAUUACCUUUGAGACUGCGUGGCACAACGAAUGAAAUUUUUAUGUAUAUUCCUAGCAUCAAUGA
Spirometra erinaceieuropaei is the source of this 20009-nucleotide messenger RNA. NCBI's taxonomy places the organism in Eukaryota, Metazoa, Platyhelminthes, Cestoda, Diphyllobothriidea, Diphyllobothriidae. The record is from the annotation of a GenBank genome assembly.